Molecule: messenger RNA, 1785 nt
Organism: Trifolium pratense (red clover)
Lineage: Eukaryota; Viridiplantae; Streptophyta; Magnoliopsida; Fabales; Fabaceae
Exons: 3
Coding region: 1-1785 (594 amino acids)
Source: RefSeq, a predicted model, not a curated record
AUGUCAAGCUCUCAAAAUCCUUCUCCUGCAAAGAACGACGACAUCACACCCUCAUAUGAUUCUCUUCCUCAACAAAUCACCAUCGCAUAUCCAAUUUCGACGGUCUUUCCUGAAGAAAUAACGAAGACGAAGAAGACCACUUCGAAGAAAAGCUCUAAAGGAAGUCAAUCGACUUCUCGUGUGUCAUCUGAAUUGAAGAAAACCGGUAAGAGUUCUAAAUCCAAAUCUACACCCAAAAAUGUUCAUACGAUGCGUGAACUGUACCUUGACAAUCCUGCUACUCCAAAUGUUAAUGAUGGAGCACCUGUUGUUAGUAAGAAAAACUUAAAUUUAGCAUUUGAUUUAAGUACUGAAACCCUAGGACUAGGAAACCCUGGGUCUGCUGCAAAAUUGGGAGAAACCUCUUUGGAAAAACCUGAUAAUACUUUUGAUGAUAUUGGCGCUGCUACUAAGGCCAAUCCUGAGUCUGAGAUAACUUUUGGUGAGAAAUUAGUUCCAGACCAAGAUGCUGCAAAUGAUGCUACAGCAUCUGCAGCACAUGUUGAUGUUAGUGAUCCUAUAGUUCCUGAUUCACCAAAUACUUCUGUGCUUCCUGAUAAUGAGAAAGGUACUCCUGUGAUUAGGGCUGGUAUAACUAGGAGGCUGAGAAGUAGUACUGGAAAAGGUAUAGCCACUCCCUCUGAAGUCACCAAAGCUACAUUUGGGCCUAAGAAACAGUGGAGCAAGGUCACUGUAGCUUCUGAAAAUAAGAAGAAAACUGUGAAGAGGAAGACUAUUUCCUCUAGUGAUUCUGACUAUGAGGAAGACCAGGAUGCUGAAGCAUCUCCUGCAGCAUCCCCUCAGAAAUCCUCUAAGAAAAGAAGAAUGACCUCUGAUAUACCAUCUGUACCAAUUGAUAAUAUCUCUUUUCACUGUGUUGAAUAUGUUGACAGAUGGAAAUUUGUAGUCAAAAGAAGACUGGCUGUGGAAAGGAACCUAAGUGAAGAACUCUUGAAAUGUCAAGAUAUUAUGAGUCUGAUAGAAGAAGCUGGGCUGAUAAAGACUGUGUCUGAGUUGGGAAAGUGCUAUGAGAAGCUGACCAGAGAAUUCCUGGUUAACAUCCCAGCUGAUUGUGAUAACCCCUUAAGUUCUGAAUACUUGAAGGUAUGUGAUGUUCCUGCACCUGAGUUGGAGAUGUCUAUGAAUGAAGUAUGCAAGACAAUAACUGGUGACAAGGUGAAAGUGUGGCCAAAAGCUGAGAAAUUGUCUGCUGCAAAAUUGACCACAAAUGUAGCUACAGGUUUGGCUAAACUCAUCUAUGCCAUAGGUACUAGUAUUGUUUUUGAUUGUGGCACCUAUAUCUUUAAUGCAACAAUUCUACAUGGUUCCUCUACUGCUAUAAAGAUGCCAAUAGCUUUUCCCACCAUGAUCUGUGAUAUGAUUUUGUCCCAACAUCUUGAUAUCUGCACUAAGUCUGAUGUGCCUGUCACUAGACCUUCAGCCUUGACAAUGGAUUUUAGAUUGCUGGAAGGUAAACAUGCUGCAGACAUUGCUGUAGCAUCCUUGAAGAAACCAACUGCAGGCAUGACUAAGAGACAGAUGAUUGCUAAUCUCAGGGAGGUUAGUAAAAUGCUGGGUGAAAAGAAGGAGUUGGUGGAUGGUGUGAUCCAAGCCUUGGAGCUUGAGCAGACACAAGCAGAGGAGGUUGGAGUAGGUCCUUCCCACGGUGUUCCCCUUGAUGAUGAUGUUGCAGGUGGUGAAACUGAAGAAGAGGAGAUGGCCACUGAUGAAAGUCCUUCCAUAUGA